AUGCCGUACUACGCAGUAGCUAAUGGGAGAGAAAAGGGGUGUACGAUUCCUGGUCUGAUUGUAAAGACCAAGUGAAUGGUUAUAGUGGAGCUUCAUUUAAGAAGUUUGAUACUGCUGCAGAAGCUAGUAGUUUUGCUUCAGGAGGUGGCAGUCUGUAUUCUGGUGGUGGCAGUCUGUAUUCUGGUGGUGGCAGUCUGUAUUCUGGUAGUCUGUACUUUAAUAGUGGCACUUCAAGAUCCCAACCCCAAACUCAGGAUAUUUACAUUGAUGGAGCAUCUCGUGGAAAUGGGAAAACCCAGACUCCUAAUGCUGGCUAUGGAUUGUAUUAUGGAGAAAAUGAUAGUAGAAAUGUAGCAGUUGCCAUGGAUCAAGUUCGUGGAGGCAACGUGACUGCCACCAACCAACGAGCUGAACUUGCCGCUGCUCGUCAUGCACUUCAAAACAUCCAUGAUGAGCCUAAGGAUACCAAGUAUACGAUCAAGACCGAUUCGCGAUACACCAAGGAAGCCACCACCAAUUGGCUGAAAAAUUGGGAAAACAAUGGGUGGAAAACCUCAAAUAACACCGAUGUGGCCAACCGUGAUAUCAUUGAAGACAACGUGAAGUUGUACAAGAGCAUCAAUCAAGAUUAUGAGAAGAAAGGAUGGGGUUCUUUACAAUUUGAGCACGUGAGAGGGCACCAGGGGAACCAUGGCAAUGAAAUGGCCGAUGCCUUGGCCAACAAGGGUGCUGAUAAGAUGGCAAAAUCGCGGAGAAGACGUCUGUGA
This is a messenger RNA of [Candida] anglica, 767 nucleotides long. The record is from the annotation of a GenBank genome assembly. NCBI's taxonomy places the organism in Eukaryota, Fungi, Ascomycota, Pichiomycetes, Serinales, Debaryomycetaceae.